AUGGUAGAAAGCAAUUAUGGUUUUCCAAAUAAAAUUAUCUGUCCUUGUAAGAAGUGUCGAAACUUAAAUCAUCAUUGUGUUGAUGAUGUUUUUGAGCACUUAGUUAUAACCGGAAUGGAUCCAACUUAUCGUAUUUGGGUUCACCAUGGAGAGCAACCCAUUGAUACUCAAGUUGACGAAGUUUCGAAUGAUAUGGAUGCAUUUGAUUUAUACACGACUGCUUCCAUGGAUGAUGUGGACAAUAAUAUAGGUUGUGGAGGUGGUGAAGAUGAUGAAUUUGUUAACGAAGAUCUUCAAAAGAAGUUGGAGGAUGCGGAAACUCCUUUAUAUGAAGGGUGUGAGAAAUACACAAAACUUUCAUCAAUUGUAGGUUUAUAUAGGUUGAAGAAUCUGAAUGGUUGGACAGACAAAAUUUUUACUAGACUAUUAGAACUCCUUUGUGAUAUGUUUCCCAAAAACAAUGUACUUCCUGAUUCCAUGUACUCAGUUAGGAAAUUUUUGAGAAAUUUCGAUUUGAAAUAUGAAAAGAUUGAUGCUUGUAUUAAUGAUUGUUGCUUAUUUAGAAAGGAGAAGGCUAAAAUGGAUGUUUGUCCAAAGUGUAGUGUUUCUAGAUGGAAAGUUGAUAAACACACAAAGAAUGUUAAAGUUGGUGAGGCUGCCAAAGUUUUGAGGUAUUUUCCGAUAAUACCCCGAGUGAAAAGAUUGUUUAGAUCAAAAGAAAUGGCUGAAAACUUAAGGUGGCAUUUCACUCAUAAAAGUAUUGAUGGGAAGAUGCGACAUCCAGUGGAUACACCUGUUUGGGAUUCCAUUAAUGAAAGAUGGCCAGAGUUUAAUCUUGAACCACGCAACCUUAGGCUCGGACUAGCUGCUGAUGGAAUUAACCCCUAUAAAAGUCUAAGCUCCACUUAUAGUUGUUGGCCAGUGAUGCUUGUUAUCUAUAAUUUACCACCUUGGUUGUGCAUGAGGGACGAAAAUACAUUUUUGUCAUUAUUGAUUCCAGGUCGUAAACAACCUGGAAACGAUAUUGAUAUUUAUUUGGAGCCUCUUAUUGAAGACUUAAACAAAUUGUGGAAUAAUGGAGUGCAUACUUAUGAUGCAUUCGACAAAAGCUUCUUCAAUUUGAAGGCAAUGUUGUUGUGGACAAUAAACGAUUUUCCUGCAUAUGGAAAUCUUGCUGGGUGUACAACAAAAGGCAAGACAGCUUGCCCGAUUUGUGGUAAUAAUACAUGUGCAACUAGGCUGAAACAUAGUAAAAAAAUUUCAUACCAAAAUACUAGGAGAUUUCUCCCGUUUGAUCAUCCAUAUCGGUCUAAGAAAGCAUGGUUCAAUGGAGCUACAAAAGAAAGAGGCCCCCCUAAAGUUUUGAGUGGUAGUGAAAUUGUUGAAGAACUAAAUCAAAUUACCAACGAUUUUGGAAAAAAUAUGAAUCCCAAAAAAAGGAGUCGAGAUAAUAAGGUGGAAGGAAUGUGGAAGAAGAAAUCUAUAUUUUUCAAUCUACCAUAUUGGGAGGUUUUGUUAGUUCGUCAUAAUUUGGAUGUUAUGCAUAUAGAAAAAAAUGUGUGUGAUAGUAUUAUUAGCACAUUGUUGGGCUUGAAUGGAAAAUCCAAAGAUCAUCUUAAUGCUCGAUUGGAUUUAAAGGAUUUGGGUAUCAAGAAGGCCUUGCAUCCGGUGGAGAAAGAUGGGAUUAUACGACUUCCAGCAGCAUCUUACACACUUUCUAGAUCAGAGAAGACAAUGUUUUGCCAAAGGUUAUUUGAUUUAAAGUUACCUGAUGGUUAUAGCUCAAACAUUAGUAACUGUGUAGUAGUUGAGGAACGUAAGUUGAUGGGGCUUAAGUCUCAUGAUUUCCAUGUCUUAAUGCAACAAUUGCUGGUAGUGGCCAUUCGAGGAUUGAUGGAGGAUGGUCCAAGAGAGGCAAUUAUAAGACUUAGCAAAUUUUUUAAUGGAUUAUGCCAACAUGUGGUUGACGUAAAAGAAAUCAUAGAAUUGGAAGCAGAAGUAGUUGAAACAAUUUGUUCCUUCAUUGGACGUAACGAAUAUAAUGAUAGUGAUGUGAUACUUGAAGGUCGUCCACUUCAUCGUGGUGUAACUGUUACACUAAAUGAUAAGGAUCUAGCUAGUGCACAUCGCUAUUUUUCUACUGCAGAAUUUGAUGCUAUGUUAUCAAGAUUAGCACAUGGUCCUCGUAAAGCAGUCAUAUCCUAUAAGGGAUAUGUUAUUAAUGGGCAGCGAUUUCAUACUAAGGAUGCAGAGAGAACGACACAAAAUAGUGGUGUUUAUAUGGAAGCAACAACAAUGUGUAGAUCUAGUGCUAAAGAUGAUGCACAAUUGGCUGAUGUUGUAGGAUAUUAUGGGUUAAUUAAUCAGAUUAUACUCUUGGACUAUUACAGUUUUCAUAUCCCUUUAUUUAGGUGCAAUUGGGCACAUGUUGGCAAGGGUGUAAAGAAGGUUGAUUGGUACAAUAUGGAGACUAGAAAAAAGAAGCAGGAUGGAAGUGUAGUCAAUGAAAAGGAUGGAGGUUUGGUCAAUGAAAAGGAGGUUGGAUCACCUUCAACUCAAGUUCACUUGCAACCUGGUGCUUUGAAAGCAAUUGUGGCAGAAAAGAGGAGGCAAUUAGCAGCUAAGUUUGGAAAGUUGGCAGAGAAGAAGAAAUCGAAGCUUCGUUUUGCAUCCUCUACUAAAGUUGUAAUGGAUUCACCACCUGCAUCUAAAAGAUCUUAUGAAGCAGCGUUUGGUAUAAAUCCAACAAAUGAGGAUGACAACGAAGAUGAAAACAUGUCCCCACAACGAGCAACUGCGUUAGGUAAAACCCAAGCAACAUCUCCAUUCCACAACCUGAACAAAACAAGAAGAUCUCUGCGCCAUUUUGUUGACAAUGAUUUUGAAGAUGAUUUUAACACUCCACAAAAGAAUUCAGAAACUAUGAUGAACGAGUCACCCAAGUCUAGGUUGAUUAGGCCAUCAACCAAAGGUUCUCCUGCUGCUAAUACAAGGUCCUCCCAUCGCCAAUCUAUUGCUCAUGAAGAAGAUGUGCCUCUCAAUAAUAAUCAGGAAGAAUUUCUAGUUAACUCUACAGAGCAUGUCACUCAAAACAAAAGAAAAAGAGGCCCAACAAAGCUGAAAGAGGACAAGCUGUAG
Molecule: messenger RNA, 3138 nt
Organism: Humulus lupulus (European hop)
Lineage: Eukaryota; Viridiplantae; Streptophyta; Magnoliopsida; Rosales; Cannabaceae
Exons: 6
Coding region: 1-3138 (1045 amino acids)
Source: RefSeq, a predicted model, not a curated record